Nematolebias whitei (Rio pearlfish) is the source of this 1185-nucleotide messenger RNA. RefSeq lists its product as uncharacterized. The coding region runs from base 1 to 1185 and encodes 394 amino acids. NCBI's taxonomy places the organism in Eukaryota, Metazoa, Chordata, Actinopteri, Cyprinodontiformes, Rivulidae. The record is from RefSeq and is a predicted model, not a curated record. The transcript has 5 exons.
AUGAGCGGAGGAAACGACAAGUCGCUGUUGUUCCUCGGACUUCCUGAUCUGAAGAAGCUGGUGUGCGUGACCCUCCGGCUGCAGGACGACCAGGAGCCCAGGAGCCAGCAGUUGAAGACCUGCAGGGAGCUGGUUCUGCUGUACUCGGACAUCCUGGCCUGUCCCGCUCUGGACUCCGUCACUGACGUCACUACAGUCACGUCUGUCAUGAACGGUGAGCAGAUCAAUCUGACCUCCUCCAUCUCCAUCAGGCCUGUCCUCACCCAGCCCCCUCCUCCUCUUCUUCCUCUGUCCCAACCUGUGAGCUGCUCCUCGGGGUUCCAGAGGUCCACCUGGACCCCACUGUCCCAGCAGGAAGGAGCUCGGGGCUUCAAUGAGAAUACAUUUGUGAAACCAAGCCAGACAGGCUGGGCCUUACCAUCCUCCUCCUCCUCGUCUCCUUUUUACCCCGUCUUCCAGCCAGCUUCCUCCCUUUCGGUCCUCCCGCCUUCACUUCCCCCCAGCCUGGACCCAGUGAAGCCCCCUCCUAUGGUUCCCAUCUUCGGGAACAAGCAACCAUCUCGUCACAUCAACAUCGCUCUGCUGCGAGUCCAGAAACAGGAGCAGCAGAACCGGAGGGUGACGUUACCUUCCUUUGGGAGAAAAACUCCCAUCACUCCCUCCUCAUCAUCAUCCCUUCCUCCUCUUCCUCCGCCCAUCAUCCCUAACUUCAGCCGUCUUCCCAAACCCCUCAGAAGAAGCAGCACACUUCCCCAGCCCUCGUAUCAGCCCAGAAUCAACCUCCUCUCCAGUCUGAGUCCAGUGUCCAAAGUUAGACCUGGGAUCAUCGUCCCUCCAAAAUCAGAGAUCAGAUCUAAAAAACCCAGGUCCAUUAUGAGAACUGUCAAGAGGACAGACCCUGAAGGCACCGCAACCGAACAAACACCUCUGAUGGCCGCUGACGUCUCCAACAAGACCACCAGCACCAAAAAGAAUGUUCUUUUUGAGAAAGACAAGAGUCCCAGAAAGUCCAAGAAGUCCAGGGCUGCGGUACAAGAUGUGGAGAAAAUGGCCAGAACCAACCAGCUGUCGAAGCUGAGCUCCGCCACUCUGCUGCUGUGGCUCCACCAGAGAGGAGUUCCUGUCGGGGCCAAACUCCGGAAGGAGGAGCUUCUGAUGAAGGCCGUGGACACCCUCUCCUGCUGA